Molecule: messenger RNA, 3957 nt
Organism: Clupea harengus (Atlantic herring)
Lineage: Eukaryota; Metazoa; Chordata; Actinopteri; Clupeiformes; Clupeidae
Gene: best1
Product: bestrophin 1
Molecular function (GO): chloride channel activity
Source: RefSeq, a predicted model, not a curated record
CCCUCAAAGAAUUAAAAUCACUAUGAAGUUGGAUUAAAAGUGUUGAGAUUUUUCACACUUCCUUUAUCAGUGGUACAAAGGCAAGAAGCACAAACAUUACAUAACAUAUGUUAUACAUGCUAUUGUGUUCUUCCGUUAUUAAGAUAUUAUACUCCUGGUUGGUGCAGGCACACACAGGGUGAUUUGCUCAGAUUAACUACUAGGCUACCUAGGUCUCACAAUGCACCUUUGUUGCUGAAACAGAUUAACACGUCAAGUGACCGGAGAUGUGGGCGUCUGUUUCCCCCGUUCUCCUCGCCUCUCCUGCCUCCCUCGCCAUUACACUCAAUGUGAGGGCUGUCAACACAUUUCCCAUCCAACACAGUGAGUACAACCAACCUUUCUUACCCAUCAUCUACUCUACAUUCAGCACAGUGUGGUUUUUCCAUGACUGACAGAUACGCCUGAAAUAACUAAACAAGAAUAAUGUUGUGAAGUCACACUGAUCUAACUAUAAUUUGCGUUUUCUUUCUUUCCCCCUCUCUCUUUUCCUUGCACGCUUUCUCUUGCUCUUGCACCUUUUCUCCCCCCCUCUCCCUUCCAACUUUAAUACUAACAGUGCUUUCCAUCCUGCCAAUUACUCUUACAUUUUGGUCCGUUAAGCCUUAUGGUGACCGCCUUGCUUUUGUGGGUGUACGUUUCUGUGUGUGAAUCUCUCCCUGUUUGCCAAUUCAACAUGUGAACCCUUCAACAGUGAGUGUGUCAGUGUGGAUGCUGUGGAGUUUGUGCUAGCCUGUUAGCAUUUUGUUGUGUGACCAGUACAAGUGAGAGACCUUCAGGGCACCCCCCUCCUCCUCCAACACUAACACCAGCACUCGUGGCGCUCUGUGAGGUUGGUCUUCCUUGCCACUAGGGGGCAGCAAUGACAGUGACCUACUCACGCAGGGUGGCCGAUGCUCGUCUGGGUACCUUCUCCCACCUGCUUCUGCGCUGGAGGGGCAGCAUCUACAAGCUGCUCUACAAAGAACUCAUCAUCUUCAUCAUCUUCUACUCCGGCCUGAGCGUCAUGUACAGGGUCCUCUUGAACGAAGAGCAAAGAAGGCUCUUUGAGAAACUGGCCAUCAACUGUGACAAGUAUGCCAGUCUCAUCCCUUUGUCCUUCGUACUGGGUUUCUAUGUGGCACUGGUGGUGUCUCGCUGGUGGGGGCAGUUUGAGAGUGUUCCCUGGCCAGACCGUCUCGGAGCAUUGGUGGGCGGUCAUGUGAGGGGCGCUGACGAAUCAGGUCGCCUCAUUCGCCGAACCCUGAUGCGCUACGCCAACCUAUCAGGCGUGCUCAUCUACCGAUCUGUCAGCACAGCCGUCUAUAAAAGAUUCCCCACCAUGGAGCACGUGGUCCAGGCAGGUCUGAUGACUGCAGAGGAGCUGAGGCAGCUUGAGGAGCUGCCAUCUCCACACAACAAGUUCUGGGUUCCCUGCACCUGGUUCGUCAACCUGGCAAUGCGGGCCAGAACUGAGGGGCGCAUAAACAACGACGUGGCCCUCUCCGCCCUCCUCAGUGAACUGAACACCCUACGCUCCCAGUGUACGAAGCUCUUCAGCUACGAUUGGAUCAGCCUUCCUCUAGUUUACACUCAGGUGGUCACCGUGGCCGUGUAUAGCUUCUUCCUGGCCUGUUUGAUUGGUCGGCAAUUUUUGGACCCUAGUCAGGACUACCCAGGCCAUGAUCUGGAUUUCUACGUGCCUGUCUUCACCUUGCUACAGUUCUUUUUCUAUGUCGGAUGGCUUAAGGUGGCAGAACAGCUGAUAAAUCCCUUUGGAGAGGAUGAUGAUGAUUUUGAGACCAACUGGCUGGUAGAUCGAAAUUUACAGGUGUCCCUGCUGGUAGUGGAUGAGAUGUAUGACGGCGUGCCUCAGGUAGAGAGGGAUAAGUACUGGGACGAGUCGGAGCCCCAGCCCCCCUACACGGCAGCCAGCGCUGAACACAAGAAGCCCUCAUUCAUGGGCUCGGCUCUCGACAUCAGCGUGCCAAAGGAGGAGAUGGAGUUCCAGUCCAACCUGGAGCAGAUUAAGGAGCACGAGGAGGCCAACCACUCCACCCCUCUGUUGGGGAACCUGAGUCGUCUGCUGCUGGGGAUUCAGUCGCCCAGCUUCCCCCGACCCACGCCCACCUCCCGGGUGUCCCUGCUUCGCAGACGCCCCCGUGCCCCUCUCAGCCGCUUCCCCCUCCACCUGCAUCAGGAGGGGCCCUCUAAUGGGCACGGUCGCCACGACGGCCACCGUCACGAGCGCGACAUGGACUACGCCUUCUCUUCCAUCCCCAUGUCCGAGCGACCCGGCUUCUACAGCUGCCCGCAGACGCCCAUCCACUCCAUGCCCCCGCCUGUGCCACGCCCGAGACCCACCCGCCGGGCACAGGCCGAUUGGGCAUACAGCUCCUCCUCACUUGCCCACCACUCUGUGGGCUCCCAGCUCCUGCAGCCUGACACCCCCGGGCACCUGCCCCCGCCGCCGUCCUCCGCGUUCCCAUGGCUUGGGGCCGACGGGGACACCUCCUCUGGACCGGCCUUCUCUUUCCCAGACCCUGUCCCCGAGCUCUGCCCCCUCCCGAAGCCCAGGCUCGGGCAGGGUCUUCACUCCCGACACCCUCUGCCCCCUCGGCUCUCCCUGGACACCCCUCCAGCUGCAGACGGUCAGCUAGGACCCCCCAGCGCCAGAGCUGGGGGAGGAGCUGGAGCUGGGGAGCGAAUCUUCUCCUUCACCCCUCCCUCCAGGCCACUCAUUCACACCACCAACAGUUCAAACAGCAUCAACGGCGGUGGCGGUGCCGUUGCCACCGGCUCUCCGGCGAACCUGUGCAACGGCGGCGUGGCUCAUGCAAACUUCACCGGCAGCGGCAGCGGCAGCAGCAGCAGCCCCCAGCGACCAAUCAGCAACAGCAACGGAGCACUCAGCAGUAGCAGCAACCUCAACCCCAUCGGUGCCACGCCUACCAGCAGCCAGCAAGCGGCCAAUCAGCAACACUCCCCCAACGACUCCGGGAUCUUAUUGACUGAGGAUCUUCUGAGGGGUCUGGUGGUGCCGGGCGGGGCAGGGACAGGAUGAGCCAAUUGAGCGAGGGAACAGGAGUAAAAACGGAAGUGUCACAGAGACUAAGGGACCUCUGACUUCCUGGAAACUGAACACUAUUCCACUCUGUGAUGCUUCUCUGACCAGUCCAAUAUGGGAACACUGAACAGAAUCACCAAUUCAACAUAAACGAACCAUCAGAGUAUUAUAAACCACCAGUCCCACUUUACUUUAAGUAGCCUUAGAUACAAUUUAUGUCAGUAGUGUGUAAAUCAAGUUUUUUUUUAAUAUAUACAAUGUAUAUAUAAUGUAUAUAGACUUUUUCCUUUUUACAAACACUGACUGUAAAUAUGUCUUAAAACAUGAACUAUAUGUAGGAAUAUAAAACACUAUGCUAAAAACAUAAUAAAAGAAUGUACAGAACCUACAAGAAGUAUAGUUGUGCUAUGGUAGUACUUAAGGCUUCCUAAAAUAAAAGUGGACCUAUCAACCCACUCCACGGUCUGAUGGAAACAGCAGAGGAUAUAGCACAGAAUAACUGGGUUACUGUCAUUUUUCAGACGUGAUACUUUUCAGGAAGACCUCAAGAGCCUGUUCAGUUCCAGUGCUCCAGUCAAUGGGCAUGGCCACAGACCAACAUGACCUCUCCUCUAAAACGUUUGGAUGUUUUCUCUGGCCUAUGUGUGUUUGUGUGUGUCUUAUGUGGAGCUGUUGUUGUAACUAUUCAUCUAAUACAGUAUGUUUUGCUCCAGUUGCCAUUCUGUGUACCACAAAGGGUGUUAUUCAAGCCGGGCUGAUCCUGUACUUCUGAUCCCCAAAACAUCCUGUUGCGGCUCUGGCCGAUGCCAAUACCACUGUAAUAAGAUGCAACAUGGGAUUUUCUGAGGAAUUAAAAUAUUUUGUACCAGGUA